AUUCUUGUGCCCUGUGUCCAGAGACGAGGAAACAGGCAACAAGAGGUCAAAGUAAUUGGAGCAGGUAAUAGCUAGAACAAGUGGCUUUGGAGGCUGAACGCCGGAGACGAGAACUUCGCCAGAAAGUGGGAACGUGGAAUAUCUGUAUUAGUCACUACUCUUUGGAGAACAUCUGCUGUGUACCAGGCUGUCAUACUUCGCUUUUUGUUUCUGGUUAUAAUUGCAAGUAGUGUAGCUUCUCAUGGUUCAAACAGCUAGGAAGAGUGACAGGAAGGACUGUGUGACCCAAACUCUUGCCUCACUUGCAGAAAAGUAGCAGCUACUAGGAUCAACCUCUGAGUGAGUCAUGUCUUCUGAGGUUUGAGGGCAUUUGAAACAGUGUAAUGAUGGCUUCCCACAUAGUUUUUGAUGAAGCCAGCACUUUCGUAGGGUCGUUGAAUAGCGAUGUACUCAAAAGAGUAUUCAAGAUUUCACAGAGAUGAUGAGAGCCUUGGGAUACCCACGACAUAUUUCUAUGGAGAAUUUCCGCUCACCCAACUUUGGGCUUGUCUCUGAAGUGCUUCUGUGGCUUGUGAAAAGAUAUGAGCCACAGACUGACAUCCCUUCUGACAUUGAGACGGAACAAGACCGAGUUUUCUUCAUUAAGGCAAUUGCCCAGUUCAUGGCCACAAAAGCACAUAUAAAGCUCAAUACUAAGAAGCUUUACCAAGCAGAUGGGUAUGCCGUGAAAGAGCUGCUGAAGGUCACAUCUGUUCUUUAUAAUGCUAUGAAGACCAAAGGGAUGGAGGGCUCCAAAGUAGGAGAGGAAGAUAUCAGCAAAUUCAAGUUUGAUCUUGGCUCUAAGAUUGCAGACUUGAAAGCAGCCAGACAACUUGCUUCUGAAAUUACUGCCAAAGGAGCAUCUCUGUAUGACCUGCUGGGCAAAGAGGUCGAGCUGAGGGAACUGAGAACAGAAGCCAUUGCUAGACCUCUAGAAAUAAACGAGACUGAAAAAGUGAUGAGAAUUGCAAUAAAAGAUAUCUUGGCACAGGUUCAGAAGACUAAAGACCUGCUCAAUAAUGUGGCCUCUGAUGAAGCUAACUUAGAAGCCAAAAUUGAAAAGAGAAAAUUAGAACUGGAAAGAAAUCGGAAGCGACUACAGACCCUGCAGAGUGUCAGGCCCGCCUUUAUGGAUGAGUAUGAGAAGAUUGAGGAAGAAUUGCAGAAGCAGUAUGACGUUUAUCUAGAGAAGUUCCGGAACCUGGCUUACCUGGAACAGCAACUUGAGGAUCAUCACCGGAUGGAGCAGGAGAGGUUUGAAGAAGCUGAGAAUACUCUCCGUCUAAUGCAGAGUAAGCUAAAGGAAGAGGAAAAGCGGCUGCUCAAGAGUGGAAGUAACGAUGACUCAGACAUAGACAUCCAGGAGGACGAUGAAUCUGAUAGUGAGCUAGAGGAGAGAAGGCUGUCGAAGCCUCGGACAGCCAUGGAGGUGCUCAUGCAAGGUGGUGCUGUCUCCAUGCUUAGUUUUCAGCCUGAAUGGUACUUCCAUCAUGGACUCAGUUGUGCUAAGGGAGGCCCAGCAAACGCAUCGUGGGCACAAUGCAGGGUGGAGACUCAGAUGAAGACGAAGACUCAGAGGACAGUGAAAUUGACAUGGAAGAUGAUGAAGAAGAUGAUGAUGAUUUGGAAGAUGAGAGCAUUGCUCUCUCACCAGCUAAGCCCAGUCGAAGGGUCCGGAAACCUGAGCCCCUGGAUGAAAGUGACAAUGAUUUCUGACCUUCUUGCCAAGGGACACAGGCAGAUUAAGAGCCUCAGAUUUCUAGGUAAACAGGGAAUCAACAGGCUGGAAAGGUAACAUGUAUUUUUUUCACUACACCAUCUGGGCUUAAACAUUUGUUUCAUUACUGAAACAAAUCCCAGCCAAGAUUUUCUUUUGUUUUAUUUCCUAACAUUUGGGAGAUACAUGUGUUCUAAGUAAUUCAAAUCCACAAGAAAAGAAAAAUAUAAACUGACACCAUGUAA
Molecule: messenger RNA, 2001 nt
Organism: Mesocricetus auratus (golden hamster)
Lineage: Eukaryota; Metazoa; Chordata; Mammalia; Rodentia; Cricetidae
Gene: Ift38
Product: clusterin associated protein 1
Exons: 13
Coding region: 479-1834 (451 amino acids)
Biological process (GO): cilium assembly
Cellular component (GO): intraciliary transport particle B; cilium; centrosome
Source: RefSeq, a predicted model, not a curated record